Molecule: messenger RNA, 1908 nt
Organism: Actinia tenebrosa (Australian red waratah sea anemone)
Lineage: Eukaryota; Metazoa; Cnidaria; Anthozoa; Actiniaria; Actiniidae
Product: putative flavin-containing monoamine oxidase A
Molecular function (GO): oxidoreductase activity
Source: RefSeq, a predicted model, not a curated record
UGGAUGAACAGAAAAGAGCAGUUCGUGAUAUCUUCAGUUCUUAUCUCAUUUUUUUGCUAAAAUAAGCUUUGAAAUUUCUCCCGAGGAGCUUUAUAUGCAAGGCUUGGAGUACAUAGAGUGUUCUUGAAAUCGCUGGCUUGUUUUUUUCGAGACAAUAUUAUCUAAAUCUCGUGUUGUGGUGAAUGGCUACCGCAAGUGACAAUAACAAUGGCGAUGUGGUCGUAGAUGUGGUUGUUAUUGGGGCGGGAAUUUCUGGUCUUUGUGCAGCUUACGAUAUUUUAAAAGCGAAAAAAAAUGCCAAAGUUGUCAUUUUGGAAGCUAAAGAUCGAGUAGGAGGGAGAUUAGACUCAAGAAAGCUGCAAUCUGCCAAUGGAGUUGACACAUGGGAUCUUGGUGGUCAAUGGGUAGGAAGUGGUCAAAAAGACAUCAUGGCUUUAAUAGAAGAACUAGGAAUGGAAACAUACAAGCAGUGGUACGAUGGUGAGAAACUGAUCCAGUUGAGUGAUGGGAACUUGAAGAAGUAUGCUGGUGUCAUUCCAUCUGUGUCAUACCUAUCCUUACUUGACAUCUACCUUUUGAACAAUAAAAUAGAGAAGAUGUGCUCUCAGGUACCUCUAGAUGAUCCCGGAAAAUGUCCACAUGCAGAUGAAUGGGAUGGCAUGACCGUGGAGUCUUGGGCAAAACAAAGUGCAUGGAGCCAAGCAAGUAUUGAAAUGAUUGAAAUAGCAGUUGGUUGUGUUUUUGGUGUGACUAUGGCUCAAAUGUCACUGCUCUACUUCUUACAUUACAUCAAUAGUUGUGGAGGAUGGAGUGUGUUAGUAGAAUCUGGAAUGAAGGGUGGUGCACAAGAGUUCAAGAUUAAGGAUGGUGCACAUAACAUAACUUUGGUUUUGGCAGAAAGAAUUGGAUGGAAAAGAAUAAGACUUUGUCAACCAGUUGCAUCAGUCAAUCAGACCACAGAUAACACAGUCGUAAGAACAUGCAAGGGUGAGAGUUAUGUGGCCAAGUAUGUCAUCCUAGCUAUACCACCACGUUUGGCAAACAGAAUAGAGUUUACUCCAAGACUGCCAUACAACAAGCAGAGAGCCAUAGAAAACCUGAUUCCUUCUCACCUAACAAAGUUUAUUGUUACCUAUCGCACUGCAUUUUGGCGUAAGAAUGGACUUUCGGGUGAAGCAGCUCAUUUUAUGGGAAAGCAUUAUUGUGAGGAAAAUCCUGUGGCUUUGACUUUUGAUGCUUCAACCAGCACCGGAAGCCCAGCUAUUCUUGGGUUCAUCCCAUCUUAUGCCGCUGCAAUAUGGAGUGAAAAACCUGAAGAUGAAAAGAAAGCUGCCAUAAUCAAAACUCUCACCAAAUACUUUGGCCCUGAAGCAGAAACUCCUUUGGACUGUGCUAUAAAGGACUGGUCACAUGAGGAGUGGAAUGGAGGAUGCCCUGUAGAUAUCAUGGUUCCUGGUGCUAUUACUAACUAUGGUGACUGUCUUCAUGAACCAUUCCAAAGGCUUCACUGGGCAGGAACAGAAAGUUCAUCUGUUCACAGAGGAUACAUGAGUGGAGCAGUGAAUUCAGGUCACAGAGCUGCAAGUGAAGUACUUAAAAGACUGACAUCUGACAUCUGAUUCUACGUUAUGGCAUGUUAAUAACUUGACAGUUAAAUUCAAUGAUCAUUGGACAGUCAUUUAUUGCAACAGCUGUUUGUUUCUCCUGGCCUUUUGUUGUGCACAAAUCUCCCCUCUCUUCAACCAUAAGAUAACAAUUAAUAUGAAACCCUUUUUUCCAAGACUUGGCCUACCUCAAUGGCUAUUAUUAUAUGACAAUUAGACAGCAACUGAAUGACUGACAGAUGGUCAUUAUGACUGUCAACAUGUGAGCUUUAAAUGAUUUGUUUUGAAUCGUGGGAUUGUAACA